Messenger RNA from Plectropomus leopardus (leopard coralgrouper), 3393 nucleotides. It is a transcript of the gene rab13, whose product is annotated as RAB13, member RAS oncogene family. Gene Ontology annotation, molecular function: GTPase activity; GTP binding. Lineage: Eukaryota; Metazoa; Chordata; Actinopteri; Perciformes; Serranidae. The record is from RefSeq and is a predicted model, not a curated record.
UUUUUUUGAAGGCAGAAAAAACACGUAGCCACCCCGGUGCGCGUGUAAACGGAGUGAUAUGGACUUGUAGAUGAAAGCAAAAUGAAUCUUUAAUACAACUAGCGCUGAAGACUGAUCGGCAGUAGACAGUUCAACUUUGGAUGGAGUUUAUUUCUUCAUCCGGCGCAGUCCAAACAGCACGGAGGCACUGAGGGGGAUCGGAAUUUACCGGUGACAAGUCUGGGAGAAAAAAAGGAAAAGAGGAACCGCUCGCUACAUGGAGUUUUAAAGCCUUUUAAUCACAAUAACAGCCAAGAUUUUUGGAGAGUUGAGUCGAUGAGAAGUGCUUCAAAAGAAAGACUGUCGUAACUUUUCUCAUUUUAACUUUGUGGAAACAGCUCCAGCCAUGGCGAAAAAGUAUGAUUUCCUUUUCAAAUUGUUACUCAUCGGGGACAGCGGAGUGGGCAAAACAUGUCUGAUCAUUCGUUUUGCUGAGGACAAUUUCAACUCCACGUACAUUUCCACCAUCGGCAUCGACUUUAAAGUCAAAACCAUUGAAGUGGAUGGGAAGAAAGUGAAACUACAAGUCUGGGACACAGCAGGGCAGGAGAGGUUCAAGACCAUUACGACAGCCUACUACAGAGGAGCCAUGGGCAUCAUCCUGGUCUACGACAUCACAGACGAAAAGUCCUUCGAAAACAUCCAGAACUGGAUGAAGAGCAUCAAAGAAAAUGCAUCAGCUGGAGUCAGUCGAAUGUUACUAGGUAAUAAGUGCGACAUUGAAGCAAAGCGGAAAGUCUCCAGAGAGACGGGAGAAAAGUUGGCAAAAGAUCAUGGGAUCAGGUUCUUUGAGACCAGUGCAAAGUCCAGCAUAAACGUGGAGGAGUCUUUUCUGUCUUUGGCAAGUGACAUACUACAGAAAUCCAGCAAGAAACCAGGCCCCACAGGUCGGGAGGUGAAAAUCACGAGCAGUUCAGAGAAAAAAUCCUCCAAAUGUGUUCUUCUCUAGAUGUGACCGUGGCCAGCACACACAAGAAAGCGCCAUACAAAUUCAAGAGCACGUCAGUAUUACUGGGCGGUGAUACAGUACAGCAGAUUCUCUGUCUCCAUCUGGUGGGUGCACAUAUCAACUACACACAGGUCCUAAAAGUUUUUACACCCAAAUUACUUUUGUACUUCACCAAAAGUGUACUUUACCAGAAGAGUAAUGAGCUGAAAUAUUAUUGAAGUAUUUUUGCCUGUGUUUCCCACUGAACAAAUCCCCCGCCACAUGUCCUUUGUUAGUUUUAUGUCCUAAAAAUGCAGCAAAGUGAGUGCAUUUCACCAAGCAGCUCCCACAAUGUUUAGUAAAGCUGAACAUUUCUAUUUCUGCCUUGUAUUUCCAACCUGAUCGCAAGAGUAAAUGAUGACUUUGUACAUUUCUGCAAACCACAGAUACGUUACAUUUGCACGGUGUUAUGUGGAGUUUAAACCUAACGUUCACCAUGGUGUGGUUAAUGUGUGUUUAGGUUUAGGCCCCAAAAAACAAUUGGUUAUGGUGAGAAAAUAAAUAAAUAACAAUAAUAAUACACUUUAUUUAUAGAGCGCUUACCACAAUGCUCAAAGUCACUUUACAGAGACAAAAACAAAGUUAAAUCCGUUAAACAUAGUGAAUAAAUAAAAACAAGAUGAUGUUUUCGGUGGUUCCAAUGCCACUGACAACGCAUUAGUGUCUUGAGGAAAAAAAGAAAAAAAAAAGUCAGCUUUUUGUAUAAUUAUUCUGGCUGGAAACGCAGUGACGUCAUGAUGAAAGCAACUGCUUUAAUGGCGAUUUCUCCUUCAAAAUAACAGUAGGUUUUGUUGUUUGUUGGUCUCAUACAGUGGUCUGCAGCUUGUCAGGCAUCUUGUCGUGCUAUCCACUAUCCCCUCCACCUACUGAGGACAAAGUCAGCUCAUAUACUGCAUCACUGCGCAAAGGUUAAUAUAUGUAUGACAUAUAAAAAUGUAACGUAUCCAUUGUUUGCAGAAAUGUAAAUUCAGUCCCAGCAUUUCCUCUGGUGACUCGGCUGUGUGUUUCUCUGGUUUAUCACCACAUUAUCAUUCCUACAACAGCACUGCUUCAUGUUAUUAACAAACUUUAGCUGUGUUUUUUUUAAUUGGGUAGCUUUGUAAACAAAUCACAGCUUAAUAGAACCGUUUAAUUCAUUUCUUAUGUGUGAGCGCAUUCAGUAGUGGCUUGUAGGAGGUCAGCAGCAGAGGAAGGCUUUCAUGGAAAGUCUUUUGAUUCACGCACAGUACACAUAGCAGGCUUGUGGUUGGGCGUCUCAUAGACUCUGUUAGAUGGUUUAAAUGCUGAACAGUGUUGGUAAAUUAAUUAAAAAGUCAUAAAACGCCUUUGUUUACAAAUGCACUUUCACUUUGUUAGCUCACUGUUAGAAAUUCAACAAUGACAUCAACAGCACAGCAAGCUAACUUUCCAUUUUUGCCAUAUGAGAGACGGGGGACACAUUUUGUUCCCCAUCCCCACAUAGACUGAAGAUUAAGCUUUAUACAUUAUAUUUCAUUGUGAUCAGGUUGUCUUUAUCAUCUUUAUUAAAUUGAUGAAGUGUUUCAGUAUUUCCACACAUUCAACAGAAUUUACAGCAGCAGAUGCCGUUUAAUAUUAAAGACCCUGAAAAAAAAGGAAUUUUUCGGGUUAUAUAAUAUGAGAAGCUGAAAACGCGCUCAUCCGGUUAAUGAAUUAAACAUGUUGAUGUUUGGAGUUGAAUCGGAGACAAACACUGGCGGUAAACAAGCUUCGUUUGAACAGAUGGAUGAAGAAUGUGGACGAUAGGAACAGAGAUAAGUGCAAUAUGAGAAGAUGAGUGGAGAGAUGAAAGAGUGAUGGAUAAAGCAAGUGAAUGGACAGGAUGUGGGGGGAGCAGCUGCGCUCACAUGUCCCUCAUUUUCAAUUGAUUUAAUGCCUUUUAUCUGAAGUGCCUGGUUAAUCUCUUACUAAACACUACCACACAUUAGCUCCAUCUGACGAGACAGUCUCCCUGUUCGGGUAAUUUCAGAUCAUUCGAAAUGACUCCAAUUACAGGUGCUCAUCUGAUCCGGACAGACAAACUGUAUUUCUUGUAUCUACUUUUUAUGCAUUUUUUUCACAUUCAGUGUCUUUUUAGACCUGCCACAAGAUUUUGUAUGUAGUUUACAGACCUGCCGCUUGCUGAAUAAAAAAGCCAAACAGUAAACAUAAUGGGUGUGUAGUUUGAAAAUGUAUGUUGGCACAAUUACAUAAUCAGAGUACGCUUGUCCUGCUAAAGGGUUUUCUGAGAGGGAGCGUUUUCUUACCUGUUGAGAGGGUCCAAGGACAGAGGGUGGUAUAUGUUGUAAAGCCCCCUGAGGCAUAUUUGGAUUUGUGAUAAAGGGUAAAAUAAAUGUGAUUGAACUGAA